Messenger RNA from Nannospalax galili (Upper Galilee mountains blind mole rat), 4207 nucleotides. RefSeq names its product A-kinase anchoring protein 5 (gene Akap5). Gene Ontology annotation, molecular function: beta-2 adrenergic receptor binding; adenylate cyclase binding; glutamate receptor binding. The record is from RefSeq and is a predicted model, not a curated record. Gene Ontology annotation, cellular component: dendritic spine; excitatory synapse; plasma membrane. The transcript is spliced from 2 exons. Gene Ontology annotation, biological process: positive regulation of adenylate cyclase activity. Bases 356 to 2428 code for a protein of 690 amino acids. Lineage: Eukaryota; Metazoa; Chordata; Mammalia; Rodentia; Spalacidae.
GCGGCUGCUGUCCCUCUGCAGAGGGCUGCGCGCUCGGCGGCCUCAAGGCUCCCGGCAGCCCCCGCCGUGCGAUGCGACCUCUGGUGCUGGGCCGGCCAGGGACUCCCGCGCUUGGGGUUGAUCUGUGAAUAAAGGAAAAUCUUAUCCAGUAAAGAGCUUUCCUGAGAAAAUUAAAGAGAAAAAUUACAAGCAACGGAGAAAGGAGGCAUUUGUGUCCAGAAGAAGCUCCAGAAACAAGUGCCUGAAGGCGCCUGGAAGAAACCCAACUUAGUGUGAUGUUUUGCCCACCUUUUUUCAUAAAAGGCCUCUGAAGAGAGAGGACAGUUUGUAGAGGAUAAAAGGGGGUAGUAUAAAAAUGGAGACCACAGUUUCUGAAAUUCAAAUAGAAAAUAAGGAGGAGAAGGGGGCAGCAGAAGUUAGUCCUCUGGAAGAGAGGCGGGAAAGAAAAACAGCUACACUUUGCUUCAAAAGAAGGAAGAAAGCAGCCAAGGUGCCCAAGCCCAAAACUGGCUCUGAGGCUGCUGAGGUGGCCAGGAAGUGUCCCCCAGAAGCGGGGGCUUCCGAUCAGCCACAGCAGCCAGCAGGGGCCUGGGCCUCCAUCAAAUGUCUCAUGACACACAGGAAAAGGUCAGAUUCUUCAAAGAAGCGUAAAACAUUUGAGGCUGAAGUGCACACUGAAAUAAAGCCUGAUGAUGCGGCUCUUUCUAAGAAAAAGGCAAAAUCCAGGAGUAAGAUUCCCUGCCUAAGAUUCUCAAGAGGGGCACAGAAGAGUCAUCACUACAAGCUUUCAGAAGACUCAGACUACAACAUCAGAGUCCAGGGAGAAACUGAAGGUUUGGAGAUACAAACUCAGACCCAGUUGGCUGACCAGGCAAUACCAGCUAAGUCCACCCAGGACCUACAGAAAGGUGUGUCAGUGGAAGAUGGUAAGGAGGUCUGUAAAUCACAUGUAAACAACAAUAUCACAUCUGGAGAGAAUGUGAUUUCCGUUGAGCUUGAAUUAGAAAAUGAGCAUUCUGCUAUUCAGACAGGAACUCCCAUGCUUGAAAAGGAUGCUGAAGUGAUCCAGGAAAAACAAAAUGUUCCAGCGGUGCAAACUAGUUGGCUUGAAGGUUCAGAAGCAGAGAACCAGCGCCCAGUGGCUUCUCAUGUUCCUUCCUCACCCACAGUGACUCCUCCUUCACCUGCAGUGAUUCCUCUCUCACCCGCAGUGGUUCCUCCCGCACCCUCAGUGACUCCUCCCUCACCCACAGUGACUCCCCCCUCGCCUGCAGUGAUUCCUCCAUCCCCCACAGUGGCUCCUCCCUCACCCUCAGUGACUCCUCCCUCGCCCACAGUGGUUCCUCCCUCACCCACAGUGACUCCUCCCUCGCCCACAGUGGUUCCUCCCUCACCCACAGUAACUCCUCCCUCACCUGCAGUGGUUCCUCCCUCACCCUCAGUGACCCCGCCCUCACCCACAGUGACUCCUCCCUCGCCCGCAGUGGUUCCUCCUGCACGUACAGUGACUCCUCCCUCACCCACAGUAACUCCUCCCUCACCUGCAGUGGUUCCUCCCUCACCCUCAGUGACCCCGCCCUCACCCGCAGUGACUCCUCCCUCGCCCACAGUGGUUCCUCCUGCACGCACAGUGACUCCUCCCUCACCCACAGUAACUCCUCCCUCACCUGCAGUGGUUCCUCCCUCACCCGCAGUGACCCCGCCUUCACCCGCAGUGGUCCCGCCCUCACCUGCAGUGACCCCGCCCUCACCCACAGUGGUUCCUCCCUCACCCUCAGUGACUCCUCCCUCACCUGCAGUGGUUCCUCCUUCACCCAAAGUGACUCCUCCCUCACCCACAGUGACUCGUCCUUCUCCUGCUGUGGCUCCUCCCACAUCUGCAAUCCCAGAUCAACAAAGCGUGGAGGAAUCCAAUGACGAUGUCAGAGAAAGUGCACCAGAUGGGAAAGAUGAUGAAAGUAGAGAGGGUGCCACUGAAGAGAAUGAACCAGGAGAAACUGCACUGGCCCAGGCAGAGGAAAUUUCACAAAGCCAGGUAGAAGAAAUUGAACUGGCCCAGGCAGAAGAAAUCGCACUAGGCCAGGCACCAGCUUUGAAAGAAAAUGGAGUUGAUGCAGAGAAACCCAGAUCCGAAGAAAGCAAAAGAAUGGAGCCAAUUGCUAUUAUCAUCACAGACACUGAAAUCAGUGAAUUUGAUGUUUCAAAAUCUAAAAAUGUCCCUAAGCAAUUCCUAAUUUCAAUGGAAAAUGAGCAAGUAGGGGUUUUUGCUAAUGAUAGUGAUUUCGAGGGGAGAACUUCAGAACAAUAUGAGGCACUCUUAAUAGAAACAGCUUCUUCUCUCGUCAAGAAUGCUAUCCAGUUGUCUAUAGAACAGCUGGUUAAUGAAUCGGUUUCCGAGGAUAAUCAAGUAAAUACUCUUCUGCAAUGACUGCAUUUCCAGAUCAUGGGAGGAAAAAAAAUCCCUCAAAGAUGAAUUAUUUUAUACAUUUGUGGCACUUCUUAUUCAGUAAUAAGUUCAAGGUCUAUCAUCUGUGGAAUUUAAAGGUAAAAUUCCAGCCCAGAAAUGCUAAAGAAUAAAUGAGGUUUCUAAGUCUGCCACUGAAACACAGUUGCUUCUGGACUGGAGGAAGUCAGCACAGAUCACAGUGCAAAGUGACAUACAGAGAUGCUAAAAUGGCAGGUGAAGGGUGGAGUGCUUUGGAGAAAGAAGCUAUUCAUUGAAAACUUUUGGUAUGAUGUGCUGUUUACUGUUCUCUAAUGUCACAAAGGCUGCUUUCUUUUUGAUAGUUCAACCCUGUGUAAAAAUUAACAUUGCAUUCAGUUUUUCAAAACCUUUUCUUUUACAGUGCAUUUUUUAUGCUGGUUCUAAUGGUGAAUCAGGUGAGUGGUUUUCUAAUCUUGCCUAAUUCCCUUACAAAAGCCAUUCACAAGUUCCUUCAAAUGGGCAGAUGGUUACCAAGUGUACAAGUGUGGAAUCAGUGCAUUUUCCUUCCCCAUCUUCCUUCUGCCCAGCAGACCUGUACAUAUCCACUUCUGCAUGGGCUUAUCUGCUUGAGAAAUUAGAAACAACAACAACAAAACAAAAACCGCAAGACAGAAUAAGGGGUAUAUUACUUUCAUCCAACAAGCAAACUUCCCAGAUGACAAAUGUUUUCUGGAGCAGAAUUACUUCUAAAGGUCCAAGAAAUCACAAUAUUCUAGUGAAAGUAGUAUUUAUGCUUGGCCAAACAUGAGCUAUGUACACAACUGAAUAAAAAGUAAAAAGUUCAUGUUAAAGCACAUAUUUCAACAUCAGUGUUUGUCCAUUGUGCCUGGCCAUGAUCAUGUAGCAUACUUCCCUACUCCACAGGUUAGGGUUCCUGUUGUACAGUCCCUACCCCCUAUUGUCUAAAUUAAGUGAUGGUGUUACCUCUUGAAACAUAUGAUGCACAAACAGCAAGGUGUCUGCUGAAGAGCGUCCUCUUGAGGAAGGAGCACUAGAUGAUUUUAAUUGCUGAGGUGCAUUCUCACUGUGUUUAGGGACUGCAUAUGUAUGUGUGACUUUUUCCUAUACUUUAACUUUGUUGGUCCCUUCUCCCCCCACACCCCUCUUGUAAAUACAUAGUGAUUUCUGAGAGAAAAAACUGACCUGGCUUUGGAAUGUCACCGAAUGAUAGAUGUUAUUAGCAAGAUUCUUGGCUGAGGUGUGGCAAUAUUUUCUCCUGGCUUUCCCAUCUUCAUUCUUCCAAUGGGUGAUGAGGAAUCCUUCAAUUUAGUAAGAUAAAAACAUAUUACCCUCCUUAAUUAAUCAGUCGUGUACCUUUUAGACAUAAAUCCAAAAUUCACUGCUAAAUCAUCUUUGAAAGAACACUUAAUUCACUAUAUAUGGUGCUAACAGACUUGGAUAGCUACCAGCAAAUAUAUUUUAAAAAGGACAGUUUUAAAAACCUGAUUAAAGUUGGUGCAUUUUGCAGUAUUUUAAACACUCUUGUAUUCAUUUACUGGCUCUGAGCCAGUAUACUUACAUAAAAGCUUCUAAUAAUCUCUUAGGAAUGAGCAAAAAGUAUAUAACACAGCGAUUAUUGAUAACAUUUGGAUUUGGUGAUUUUGAAAAAUAGGUGCAAAAAAUGUGAAUUUUUUGGUUAAGAAAGUAACAUUUUUCCAGGUGUGAUGACACAUGCCUUUAAUCCCAGCACUCAGGAAGCAGAAGCAGGUGGAUUUCUGUGAG